AUGGCUUAUAUGGCAGGUGUUGGUAAAAGCACAAUGUAUAGGAUAUUUGUUGGAUGGCUUGUUUUUUUAGAAACAAUUUUCAGUCAGUUGGACUUAAAACCAGAUGAUGGAUUUUUAUUAAAGAAAAUGCCAGAUAUUUUUGUUCGAACAGGACAUGGGCUGACCGACUUAGUUAUUGAUUGUAGUGGCCUUUUUUUCAGUGACAUAUAUCCUGGUUCAAUUAGUGACAGCGCUAUAACUAAAGAAACUGCUGUUCUUGAAUGGGUGCGACCUGAACAUGAACUUAUGUCAGAUAGAGGUUUUUCCGUACAAGAUCAUUGUUCCAUAAAAGGUGUUUUUUUAAAUCGACCUGCCCAAAAAGAUACAGAUCAAUUUUCACCUGCUGAUGUUGCUGCAAAUUUUGAUAUUGCAUCUACUAGAAUUCAUGUGGAGAGAUUCAUUGGACGAGUAAGAGAUUGGUCAAUUUUAAAUGCUGUUUGGCCUUUACAAAGAAUGGACUUACGUUCAUCAACUUGGCAAGUUCUAUGUCACAUUGUGAAUUUGACAAUGCUACCUAUUGGUCCAAAGAAAUCAAAUGUUUAA
Messenger RNA from Hydractinia symbiolongicarpus, 582 nucleotides. RefSeq lists its product as uncharacterized. The transcript has a single exon. The record is from RefSeq and is a predicted model, not a curated record. The coding region runs from base 1 to 582 and encodes 193 amino acids. Lineage: Eukaryota; Metazoa; Cnidaria; Hydrozoa; Anthoathecata; Hydractiniidae.